CACAGCUCUUUACAAUCCUACUGAGCCUGUCUGACAGAGAGAGCAAGACAGUGUGUGUGUAUGUGUGUGUGUUUGUGUGUGUGUGUGUGUGUGUGUGUGUGUGUGUGUAAGAGCGAGAGAGCAGAGAGGCAGCCAAGAUGACAGUGUGAAGCAGUGAGAGGGAAAACCUAGAAAAAAACAGCAAAGGCAAUCAGAAAGGGGAGGAGGGCAGCAAAUACAGCAACAAGGCAAAGCAGAGUAGAUAGUCUUUGAUAGUCCUGGUGCCAAAGUCAAGAGAUGCAAUGACUAGAUGACCAGCCACUGUACACGCCAGCACCCUGUCCUGGAGCCUUGACAGGAGGGGACAAGAAAAAUACAAACACACUCAAAGGCAAAACACUCUCUUCAACCAGUCCCACAUCCACUGGAUCAUGUCGUCUACUGGGUCAACAAACCACAACAAACGUCUGGCAUCGGAGAAAGACAACUCUCUGCGGGUUUUGGACAAUGAGUCUGCUCCGCACCUGAAGCUGAAGGAAAGACAGCGCUUUUUUGAAGAGGUCUACCAGCAUGACGUGGACAACUACCUGCCCUCUGCUCACCUGCAGGUCGACUGCAGGAAACCCCCCAUGGGAAGUAUCUCUUCUAUGGAGGUAAAUGUGGAUGUCCUGGAGCAAAUGGACUUGAUGGACUUCUCUGACCAAGAGGCCCUGGAUGUGUUCCUCAACUCAGGCUCAGGAGCCGACGAGGGGGCGCUGGCAUCUCCACUACCAGAGGGUGAGGACGAAGAAGAGGAUGAGGACGAUGAAGAUGCGGAGGUUGUGUACAGGGAGCGCGCACCUUUGACACGGCAAGAUGAAGUUCAACGCGACUCAAAGUCACGCAUGUCCUCUACAUCAUCGGGUUCCAGUGAUACCAGCGGGGGUGGAGUAGACACACCCGUGAUCCAGUCGGACGACGAAGAGGUCCAUGUCGACACUCUGCUGCUAACCUCUGUUCCCCAUACCAGGGAUGAAGAAACAGAGGAGGAAGACGACGAGGAAAGAUGCCUUGCAACUAAAUCUCCAUAAAGACUGAAUUUAACCCUCUUUAGACAUAUAUAGAGUUGGUGAAAAGAGCCUGAGGUCUCUGUGUCUCAUUUUCAAUCCUUUCUUUAAAAGAAAUCCUUAGCAUGUUUGACCUGGCUGUGAAUUUCUGCAUCUUUUGAAUGUUUCCCUGAGUCCAUUGGAUUUCACAUUUCAACUUAAAAUCUAUUUUUCCUAUUAAGUGUUUAACACUUUAUAGAAAUGUGUAUACAAACAACACGAGUCAUCCCAAUCCAAUAUAUUUACGUUCUGUAUGUUCUGGCUGAGACACAAAAUAGUCAGUUUAAGAUUCCAUGCCAGAGGGAAACCGCUCGCAGUUUUAUCAUCAAUCUUCUUUUUUGUGUUUCAGAAGAUCAACAUGAGGCAGAAAUCAGGUGAACAAUAACCACCAAAAAGUUGAAUUUCUUUGACAAAAGAAUCUAUCGAGAAUCUAUUGCCACGCGCAUGUGCAACCUAUUUAAAAUGCAUGCAUUUUGUUGUUUGUUAGUGACUACAUUAUGUAACUGCAGAGUGUGUCAUUACUGUACUUAAAGUUACUCCUCUCCUCCACGUAAGGUGUGCGAUUUCGGUGUUGGAAUGUGUGUGGGUGUGUGAGUGUUUGUUUUUGUGUGUGAGGGUUUGUGUGUGUGUGUAAUGGGUGUGGAUGUGGAUGGUAAAUAUUACUAUACAUGAGGUAUUCCCCUGGUGCUUCUUUCAAAGCAACCUUUUUACAGUGUUAGUCAUGACGUGUAUCUCUUCCCCACUUAAACAUCCCGCCAUGAAAUCAAUAAAAAUAAAACAAAGGUUAAAACCACCAAAUUUA
Molecule: messenger RNA, 1866 nt
Organism: Etheostoma spectabile (orangethroat darter)
Lineage: Eukaryota; Metazoa; Chordata; Actinopteri; Perciformes; Percidae
Product: dysbindin
Exons: 4
Coding region: 411-1049 (212 amino acids)
Biological process (GO): negative regulation of protein kinase activity
Cellular component (GO): cytoplasm
Source: RefSeq, a predicted model, not a curated record